Messenger RNA from Phyllotreta striolata, 3004 nucleotides. The record is from the annotation of a GenBank genome assembly. Lineage: Eukaryota; Metazoa; Arthropoda; Insecta; Coleoptera; Chrysomelidae.
GUUAACUUAAUAUGACAGUGACGUUUAUUAGUUUAAAGAAAUGAAUCAUUUCUAAUUAUACGAUAGAAUUUGUUGAAAUUAGUGCAUAAAAAACAAAUAUUCUUCAACGUAAAGAUGUUUUCGAGCGGUCCCAAUUACCCGAAAUUGAAGACGAACCUGAGACUGGCCAUGUCGAGGCUGAAAUUGCUGCAAAAAAAGAAAACCGAACUCACAGAGAAGGCCAGGAAAGAGAUUGCGGAUUUUAUUGCUGCGGGAAAAACGGAACGGGCCAAAAUCAGGGUGGAAUACAUCAUAAGGGAGGAUUAUAUGGUGGAAGCUUUAGAGGUGGUCGAAAUGUACUGUGAUUUGCUGCUGGCGAGAUUCGGGUUGAUAUCGAACAUGAAAGAGCUCGACGAAGGUAUAUCGGAAGCUAUUGCCAGUUUAAUAUGGGUGGCCCCUCGUCUAAUGUCCGAUAUCCAGGAAUUGAAAGUUAUCGGUGACUUACUGGCAGCGAAGUACGGUCAACAGUACGCUGAAGCCUGUCGUGCAGAAAGUAUCGAAGCAAUAAGUCCGAAAUUGAAGCACAAAUUAUCCAUUCACGCUCCCCCGAAGCUGCUCGUCGAGAAGUACAUGAUAGAAAUCGCCAAGUGCUACAAUGUAGCUUACGAACCCGAUCCGCAAGUCAUGGCUUUAGAAAAAGCCAAUGAUGCUUUACUGAUCGAUUUGUCGUCGAAUAACUUAGGAGGCGGUGGAAUGCCCCAGCCGCCUGGAUUUUUCGGCUAUCCGGUUCCUCCACCAUUACCUACUGCUUCUAAUCCGGUGCCGUUCGAAUAUCCGGUUUUUAAAGGAAAAGAGUUAAAUGUCGAUCCGAGUGCUCCAGUUCCACCGGCUGCGUUCUCUUACAACAUCCCUCCCAACGACGGGAAGGAAUCCAAUACAGAUUCGAUGGAUAACAAUUUGCCUACCUAUAAGCACCUAUAUCCGAAUUUUAGCGAAAAGCCUCCACAUCCAAGUGCUUCGGGUGCCGGACAAUCGGAACAGGAGAAACCUAAAAUUUCAAAUCUUGACGUUAAUAUAGACGAGGACGAUGAUAAACCCACGCCGGCGCCAAGAUUAAAGAUGAACGACAAAGUUUACGAUUUACCAGAAUUGCCUUCGGUGCCCAAUUUGGAUAUCAAAGAUUCCCAGGAAUCCAAUAAGGACGAUGAUAUCGAUUUCGAUGAUUUAACUAGGAGAUUCAACGAUUUAAAGAAGAAAUAUUAAAUGAAUGUGUAAGUGAUAAAAUUAAGGAGAUAAGGGAAAGCUAAUGGCCUUUUGCAUUUCGGUAAGAUAGUUUAGAAUUUUUGCAGAUAACCAAUAGUAAUAUAGCAUUACAAACAAAAUAUUGUUAGCCUUAUUAUAAAUUACUCAAAUUCUAUGAACGAACAAUUUUUUUUUUAUAAUCUAUGGCAGUUUAAUGCAUAUACAUAUACUUUUUAUUUUCAAAUAAUUCUAUAUAUACAAGCUACGGAAGUUCUGUAUGCGAAUUUAUCAUUUCGUUAAAAUAUUUGUUCUACUUCAUAUGAAUAACAUUGAAUACAUAUUACAUUCUAUGCUAUUAAUAAUUGAUUGUUAUGAGAAUUGUAAUAUGCAGGGUGUCAUGGGACACCCUGUAUACGAUUUGUAAAAACUAGUGACUCACUAUAUUUCCAAAAUAAGUGAGUCACUAAUUUUGAUAAACAGUUCAGUUAAAUGUUAACAAACAAUUCGCAAAUUUAAAUUAUCUUUUUCACCAUUUUGAGAUUAAUAUGUUAGGAAUGUUACCAUAUAAAACUCAAAAUUGUGACUACACAUAUUACUAAUGUUUGUAAAGUAAAAUAUUUUUAUAAUAUAACGUUUCGACAAAUUGCUUAUUAACUUAUUUAAACAAAAAAUAAAAAAACCCUAAUUCUUAAGUACUUAGAGCGAAAACAAUUACAAUUUUCUUUGUAAAAAAUAUACACGAAUGUCUCAAAUGUAAUUCGAGCGCAACUGAUUUAACUGAUAAAUUAAAAGCUUACAUAUCCCGAAGCGAAUCCUACGAUUUUAAUUAAAUACCUGAGAUAGAUAAUGAAAAGGCAGACAUUUCCGCCACAUUCAACUUUAUAUCUACAAUACUUCGACUACGAAAAAACUCGAAUUCUACCAAAAUUUACAAGCCUAUAAUAAAAUAAAUAGUCCCAAUACGCGUUUCAAUUCGUCCUUUCCAAGCACAUCUUUCCCUUAUCCCUUACAACCAACACUUCGAGUUUAUAAAAGAAAAAGUUCAUCGAACAAAACCGAACACCCCUUCGAUCAUAUUCCCGCUACCUUCAAAACUCGCCAAACACCGUCUGCUAAUGCGCCAACGCGUGAUUUAUACCCUGCGUCAUGAUCGGAUAGGACACCAUCGAUUGCGGCUGCGCGUUCGACAUCGCUAUCGCCUGCGCCUGCGUACUGAUCGCGUUCAUCUGCGAAUUCCUCCGCAUCUCCGACGCCAAAUUCUGCUGCUGUUGCGCCGCCAACAGCUGUUGAUUCGUACUGGCCAAUGCCAAUUGCUGCGGCACGUUCGUCACCGUCAAUUGCUGCGCCUGCGUGUUCAACUGUUGAUUCGUACUCGCCAAAGCCAACUACGAAACACACAAUAAUUAGGUAAAAGUAGUUCGAAAUUUAGAGGAAACGAACCUGUUGGGCCUGAGAGGUCAAUUGCUGAUUGGUGUUGGCGAUGGCUUGGAGUUGUUGCGCUUGCGCGUUACUCGCCAACGCCAUCUGUUGCGUUUGCGUGGCCAAUUGCGGAGCGGCCGCGCUCGCCAGCGCCAUCUGUUGGUUCGCCAUGUGCUGCGCUUGGGACGUCAAUUGUUGCGUGGUCGUGGCCAAGGCGAGUUGUUGCGCUUGCGAAGUGAGCUGCGGCUGCUGCGCCUGCGCCUGCGCCGCCGCCAAAUUGGUCGCCAAAUUUUGCUGCGCUAUGGCCAAUUGCGCUUGCGAACUGUUCGCUAUCGCCAGUUGCGUCGUCGGAUUCGUAGUCACU